AUGAAAGCAAGAAAUAUACAAGUUUUUGUAGUUCUUUGUAUUUUGAUUAAUGCUUCAUACUCAUUAGAAGCUACAACCUAUAUGUACAUCCUAGCAUAAGAAUGGGUUGGAUCUGUAUGCAAUGUUGAACCUAGCUGUCCAUAUAUGGGAAAAUAUGAUGGACAACGCUGGAAUAUACAUGGUUUAUGGCCUAAUACUUAACUAACCUCAUCUUGUGGAUCAAUCCAAUAUUGUAGAACAGAUCCAUAUGAUUCAUCUAAAAUAUAAUAAAAUACUAAAGAUGUAUUGAAUUUGGUUUGGAAUGGCUUAUAUUCAGACACCGAAGCUUUUAGAGGAUAUGAAUGGGAAAAACAUGGUACCUGCUACCCAGGGGAAGUCUCAUAGAAUUAUUUCUUUUAGACAGCAGCAGGAUUAGCAUAAAAAUACAACUAUUAUUCGAUUUUGGCUAAAUCUGAAAUUUAUCCUGAUGAUAGUAGACCAUUAGUUGAAUCUGAUAUAAGAAAUGCCUUUGCAGCAGUAUUAGGUUCAAGUGCUAAGAUUACUUUCUCUUGUUUCAAACAUUAAGUGACAGGGAAAUUCUUUUUAGGAUAACUAAAAGUUUGUUUUGAUGAGUAAUUAUAAAUUCGAACUUGUAAUUGCAAAUUGAACGGAGAAGAUGAGGAGAUAGAGGAAAAAGAGAAUUACUCUUAGUUUUCUGCUUAGCCAUUGGUUUCCUGUGGUUCUGUAUUCUACUAUCCAGAGUUGUGA
Molecule: messenger RNA, 747 nt
Organism: Paramecium tetraurelia
Lineage: Eukaryota; Ciliophora; Oligohymenophorea; Peniculida; Parameciidae
Exons: 3
Biological process (GO): RNA catabolic process
Cellular component (GO): extracellular region
Molecular function (GO): ribonuclease T2 activity; RNA binding
Source: RefSeq, a predicted model, not a curated record